This is a messenger RNA of Carassius carassius (crucian carp), 5763 nucleotides long. It is a transcript of the gene tiam1b, whose product is annotated as TIAM Rac1 associated GEF 1b. Bases 363 to 5168 code for a protein of 1601 amino acids. Gene Ontology annotation, molecular function: protein binding; guanyl-nucleotide exchange factor activity. The transcript has 29 exons. Gene Ontology annotation, biological process: positive regulation of axonogenesis; small GTPase-mediated signal transduction; activation of GTPase activity. The record is from RefSeq and is a predicted model, not a curated record. NCBI's taxonomy places the organism in Eukaryota, Metazoa, Chordata, Actinopteri, Cypriniformes, Cyprinidae. Gene Ontology annotation, cellular component: synapse; plasma membrane; cytosol.
CAAUCUAAGUCAUUCUGAGACAGAAGGAAAGGGGGAAGGGGAAGGAGGUAAAAGAGUGUGGGAGAGGGGAGGAGAAGGGGGGGGGUCGCUGAACGGACACAGCCCCCAUCCCAAGCUGUUUCAGUUCCCGUCCACUCAUGUGGGAGUCAGUAUGUUGUGGAGUUGGAGAAGGAAUGUGGACGGCGCUGCAGGAAACAUGAGAUUUUAGAAAGGACGCGUGUCAUUGGGUCACAGGAUCGCCCCCUGGGAAGAUUUUGGACGUCACCCGUAACGCCACGAAGGGCAUGGUGGUAGUUGCUGAUGUAUGCAGAGUGAAAUCUAUCAUGACUGUGAUGUCAUUGGCACACCGCUGAUUCUGAGCCAUGGGUAACACAGAAAGUCAUAGCGGUGGCCAUGGAUACUAUGGAGAUGGCCAACGCCAGCUCUCCCGUAAGCACAUGUCCCGCUCGCUCCGCCUGUCCAGCAAGCAGACAUACUGUUCCCGCCGAACGCCAUCUGGAAAACCAGAGCACCGCAACUCUGAGACCAGCACGCGCUCCAGCAGCACUCCCAGCAUCCCUCAGUCGCUGGCCGACCACGGCCUGGAGCCCUUCAACGACUCGGACAUGCUGCCCAACUUCAGCGGCCCCAUUUGGGUGGACCGUGUGGCCAUGAAUCUCCGACCCAUGUCCUUCCACAACCAUCCGGCUCAUUCGCCCGCCGCCACCGCCAAACAAGCCGCGCAGGACGAGACCGAGCCACCGGAGGACAUGACACUCGUCCAGAGCACCCGGGACAGUUCCCAAGAGGCGUCCAGCUUUAAAAAGAAGCGCUCUAAGUCUGCAGACAUGUGGAGAGAGGACUCUCUGGAGGUGUCUUUAUCCGACCUGAGCCAGGAGCACUUGACCAGCACGGAGGAGAUCGGAGACACGCCGGACGACUGCGAAACCCGUUUACAGGCGUCCGCUCAGGAGCUGCUGGACUCAAACCGAGCCAAUUCUUUAGACGAACUCUACGGACCGAAGAGCCCCGCCUGCAGGCCCCCACACGGACGCUAUGCCAAAUGGCACAAGGGCCGCGGCACAAGCAGAGAAGGUGACGAGGAUAAGAUGAUCUCACCUUGUGAGGAUGACGGAGCCGCGUACAGUGCAUACACACUGCCCUGCCGCCGAUCUCACUGUCUGUCGGAGGGACCGACCAAUCAGCAAGGAGCUAUGCAAGGGAGGCGGGCACAAACCAUACAGGAUGUCACAGCGGGAGACGGCAGUGAUUAUGAGGACAGCGGUAUCGAUGGGCUGACGGGGGACAGUGAGGCGUCUCAGCACCACGCUCGACGCUAUAAGACCAUGUCUGUGUCUUUCUCUGCUUACUCCACGUCAGCAGGGGGCGCCUUCACAGGGAGCGACAGUGGGAGCAGCAGCGGCGCUGGAGCAGGACCCUCAGAUGGCACACAGGGCAUCUAUGAGAACUUCCGUCAGGAGCUGGAGCAGAGCGUGAGUCCGCUGGAGGUCCCCGAGGAGAGAAGCUCAGCGUUCAGCGACGAGCAGAGCAGCGUGACCCUGAGCUCGGCUUACCACACUGACCCUCUGCUGAACGUGGCUGCUGUACAGGGGACCGUACGCAAAGCUGGGCGCCUCGCUGUCAAAAACUUCCUGGUGCAUAAAAAAAACAAGAAGGUGGAGCUCGCCCCUCGCCGCAAGUGGAAGAGCUACUGGGUGUCCCUCAAAGGGUGCACUCUGUUUUUCUAUGAGACGGACGGCCGGUCGGGCAUCGAUCACAACAGCGUCCCUAAACAUGCCGUGUGGGCCGAGAACAGCAUCGUCCAGGCUGUCCCAGAACACCCCAAAAAAGAUUUUGUCUUCUGCCUGAGUAACUCGCUCGGAGACUCCUUCCUUUUUCAGACCUGCAGCCAAACUGAGCUUGAGAACUGGAUCACGGCCAUCCACUCGGCCUGCGCCGCGGCCGUCGCUCGUCAACACCACCGUGAAGACACGGUGCGACUGCUGCGGGCCGAGAUCCGUAAGCUGGAGCAGAAGAUCGACAUGGAUGAGAAGAUGAAGAAAAUGGGAGACAUGCAGCUCUCCGCUGUCACCAACGCCAAGAAGAGGAAGACCAUUCUGGAACAGAUUUUCCUGUGGGAGCAGAAUUUAGAGCAGUUCCACAUGGAUCUGUUCCGCUUCCGCUGUUACCUGUCCAGCCUGCAGGGGGGCGAGCUUCCCAACCCCAAACGCCUGCUGGCCUUUGCCUCCCGUCCCACCAAACUGGCCAUGGGCCGACUAGGGAUUUUUUCAGUCUCUUCCUUCCAUGCACUGGUGGCGGCUCGCACUGAGAGCGGCGUGAGGCGCCGAACGCAGGCGAUGUCGCGCUCCACCAGCAAACGCAAGAGUCGCUUCUCCUCACUGUGGGGUCUGGACACCCACUCCAAGAGAAAGAGUAAAGGUCAUCCCAGCAUUAACCAGGUUUUUGCAGAAGGAGAUGAUCCAGUUAAGAGUCCUCUAGAAGGCAUGUUUGAGGGUUCUUCUAGUGAGACAACGAAAGAAACCAAGACCCCAGUGAAAGGUCUGCCAAGACCCAGCACAGAUCAUGACAUCUGGUCCAGAGACCACCUCACUCCAUCAUGGGUGCUGCUGCCAAACGACCAGCCUGUGUUAGCAAUCAUCCAACCCGGAGAGUCGGCCCUCGACAUGCUGGAAACCAUCUGCAAGGCUCACCAACUGGACCCCACUAAACACUACGUGCGGCUCAAGUUCCUCAUUGAGAACCAAGUGCAGUUUUAUAUCCCCAAACCGGAGGAGGAUAUUUAUGAUCUGCUGUAUAAGGAAAUCGAGCUGUGCUGUAAGAUCAGGAAGGUCAUCCAGUUUGAUCGGGAUGAGUCCUGCAUGAUCGGCUACGGUUUUUCCAUUUCAGUGGUGGAGGAGGACAGCGUUCAGCAGCUCUAUAUCACUGACGUGAGAGCUGGAGGAUUAGCGUUCGCUAAAGGUCUGAAUGCGGGAGAUGAGAUUCUGCAGCUGAAUGGGAAGGACGCCCGCACUCUGACCUUCUCUGACAUGAAGGUGGCGUUCGCUCAGGUCUCUCUCUCUCUCACCGUCAACACGCUGCCCCCUGUUGACCGCCGGCAGCUCUGCUUCCUGCCACCGAGACGCUCGGACGCUGUGGACAACCUCUACACAGACAUCUUCUCUCAGAGUCAGGAGGAGAUUCUUGAUGAUGGUGUAGGUCUGAUUGUGGAGUCUUCAGGAGACAGUUUAGACGACGACUCGGAGCUCUUCGCUGAGUUUGAUGACUGCAGCAGACACAGCAAACGCUCGUCGGACUCCAUCUAUGACCUGCUGCACCUGAGUACGGAGCAAGUCGCAGCUUUCUGCCGCAGUCUGCACGAGAUGAAUCCCUCGUCUGAGAUCGUCUCUUCCUCAUCCGGCCUGGAGUCUUCCUCGCUCCCUCCGAGCAAUGCCACUCCACGCCAGCUCUCCGAUGCCGACAAACUCCGCAAAGUCAUCUGCGAACUGGUGGAGACGGAGCGCACCUACGUCAAAGAUCUGAACUAUUUGAUCGGGCGAUAUUUAACCCCGCUGCAGAAGGAGUCUUUCCUCACUCAGGAUGAGCUGGACGUGCUGUUCGGAAACCUCCCGGAGAUGCUGGAGUUUCAGGUGGAGUUCCUGAAGACUCUGGAAGACGGAACCCGACUGGUGCCAGACCUGGAGAAACUGGAGCGAGUGGAAGAGUUCAAGAAAAUCCUGUUUUCUCUGGGCGGCUCGUUCCUGUAUUACGCCGACCGCUUCAAGAUUUACAGCGCUUUCUGUGCCAGCCACACCAAAGUGCCCAAAGUGCUGGUAAAAGCAAAAACAGACGCGGCCUUCAAGGCGUUUCUGGACGAGCGCAACCCCAAACAGCAGCAUUCGUCAACGCUGGAGUCGUACCUGAUCAAACCCAUCCAGAGAGUGCUGAAGUAUCCUCUGCUCCUGAGAGAACUGCACUCGCUCACAGACCCCGACAGCGAGGAGCACUACCAUCUGAACGUUGCAAUGAAAGCCAUGAACACAGUUGCCAGUCACAUUAAUGAGAUGCAGAAGAUCCACGAGGAGUUUGGAGCCGUCUUUGACCUCCUCAUCUCUGAACAGACCGGAGACAAGAAAGAGGUUGCGGACUUGUCUAUGGGAGAUUUACUCCUCCACACCAGCGUGACAUGGAUCAACCCGUCCUCCUCACUGGGAAAGUGCAAGAAAGAGCCACAGCUGGCCACAUUCGUGUUCAAAAUGGCCAUAGUGUUCAUCUGUAAGGAUUACUCCAAGCAGAAGAAGAAAAUGGGUGGAUCUCACAGAGCAUCAGUCUCAGGUGACGAGAAAGAUCCCUUCCGUUUCCGUCACAUGAUCCCAACUGAUGCGCUUCAGGUGCGCACACUGUCCAGUACAGAUGGAGAGAGCGCAGCCGUGUGUGAGAUCAUCCAUGUGAAGUCUGAAUCAGAGGGAAGACCAGAGAGAGUGUUUCAGCUCUGCUGCAGCUCUCCAGAGAGUAAGAAAGACUUCUUGAAGACGGUCCACUCCAUCCUGAGAGAUAAACAGCGCCGUCAGCUGUUGAAGACGGAGAGUCUUCCUCUCAGUCAGCAGUACGUUCCCUUCGGAGGAAAACGCUUGUGUGCCCUUAAAGGAGCCCGACCGGCCAUGAACCGAGCAGUGUCCGCCCCGACUCGUACUCUGGGCCGCAGGAAACUGGUGCGGAACCGCUUCACCAUCGACACAGACAUUGUUUUCAACACCGAGCCCGACAGCGACUCGCCAGACUCCCAGCAUGCUCAGCAGCAGGGCGUCGUUCCGGCGGGCGACACCGACCGCUGGGUGGAGGAACAGUUCGACCUUCAGGGCUACGAGGAGCAGGAACAGGAUGUGAAGGAAACAGACAUCCUGAGCGACGAUGAUGAGUUCUGCCAGUCCGCUCUGAGCCCGUCCACUGACCCGGACGUGGAGGGUCCACUUUCUGCCCUCUCGCUGGAGGGAGACACGGCUGAGGAGGAAGAGGAGGAGGAAGAGGAUGCCAAGAAGGACUACAAAUCCCAGCAUGCCAAGCUGUCUCAUUUAGGGAAGCAGUGUGCCAUGUCGGUGGCCAGUGUGGAUGAGCAGGUGCCCGGUGAGGACAUCUGGGUGCGACGGGACAGCAGCACAGAGAACGAGACACAGAACGAAACCCAGAGCUGAAACGCAUCGGGAGACAGACUCGAUUAAAUAAAUAAUUCACUCGAAAAUUACAGUUUGCUGAAAGUUUACUCACCCACAGGCGUUACAAGAUUCAGAUGAGUUUGUUUCUUCAUCAGAUUUGGAGAAAUGUAGCAUUGCAUCAGUGUCUCAUCAAUGGAUGCUCUGCAGUGAAUGGGUGCCGUCAGAAUGAGAGUCCAAACAGAUGAUAAAAACAUCACAAUAAUCCACACCACUCCUGUCCAUCAGUUAAUGUCUUAUGAUGCGAAAUUAUGCAUUUCAGACCUUUUUAACCUCAAACUGUUGUUUCUGACUAAUAUAUGAGUCCAUAAUCAAUAAUCUGAACCAGGAGAGAAAUCUGCACAAGUCAGAAGCCAAAAUAGUCCAGAACAGCUCUAAAUAUGUGGUUGGAUUUUAAUGUGAGAGACAACAGGAGAUCAUUAUGGAUUACAUUUAUUCAUUUAUCAGACGCUUUUAUCCAAAGCGACUUAAUUGUGGAAUACAUCAAGUAAGUAAACACAGGAAAUUUCAAGCACUGGUCAAAUAAGUGUAAGAGAAAGAUUAAAGAAAAGAGAAAACAAAGUUGUUUUUAUUGUUG